AAUCUACUGUUUACGUUGAUACAAUCAAUGAUUUUAAUACACGCUUACCAGCUAAACCGAAAAACCAAGAUUUCAUGAUGUUAAAUGAACAGGCAUACUUAAUUUUAAACAUCUUCGGCCAAGAUUAAAUUAAAUCUGUGACCCAGUUAGUAAAUUUGUUAAAGCUCAUUUGGCGCGUAUUCAGCAACAUCUAUAUUACCAGAAGUAGGACGUUGUUUUUUAUUUAUCAACUAACCUACCUUCCUAUAUUAACCUGCUUCAUCAUCCUUAUGAAUAACGUCUCAAUGAUUAGGUACGAUACCACUAUUAACGCACUAACGAAUUGCGAGUAGGUACCUAAUAAACCAAUUUUGCGUUUAAUAGUAAAGCAAACGCUUAACUAUUAAACGAGAUUUGAUAUCUUAAGUAUUAGGUUGGUUAUUUAGAACAUCGGUUUUUAUGACGAUGAUGAAUCUAUUAUAAUAACCCGAAACCUAGGACCUAAAGACUAUACAUAUAAACGAAUCGACUGCUAAAAAUAAAAUUUCUAAAAAUGGACAACCUAAUUAUUUCAGAUUGGCAGUGUUUAGGCUAAAUGUCACAAAUCCAUCGCUUGCCAAUACUAAAAACUUGGCGUAAAUCCAAACACCAAGUCUUCAAUGUCUGGUAAAUCUCUCCCGGUGAAAGACUAGGUCAAAAAUAGCAAAAUUAAAAUCUUAUGUUGGCAAUGUUCGCAUUAUAAAUUAAAAGUGAUGACGGCUGAGUGAAUAGCUUCGAAGUGAUGUGCUUAAAAUAAUUAUAAAAUUAUCUAUGGAUUAAAAACAUUUUUAAUAAAAAAAACUAAUAAAUUCUCCAUUUUAAAAAAUAAGCAAAAAAUAUAUAAAGUCGAUAUUUAAAAUGAGUACCCUAAAAAGUAGAACAAAUGUGAAGCUAGCGAAACUAUUUUACAAAUAUUCAGAUGAAAUGGCUCAGCAAGUCGAAGCAAAGGAAGAAAUUAAACAGCCUAUCGAGGUCGAAGAAGCACUCUAUCCACCAUACAAUUUUUCAUGGCUUGUCGAAAACAAAAUAGCGGGAAUGGGCUGCCCGCAAAGCGUGGCCAACUUGAAUUAUUUGGCAGAUGUGGGCAUAAAUCACUUAAUCACCCUGUCGCCUGAAAAGAUUCCACCCAUAUUAGAAUGCACAAGAAAAUUGAAAUGGACGGAGAUACGAUUUAAAGAGUUCGCCGCUCCGACCCUGCGACAGAUAAUAAAGUUCAUUGAAAUCUGUGAACGAGCUGAUAUUAAUGGGCAUAUUAUAGGUGUCCAUUGUCGGCACGGGCGCGGUCGCACGGGCACUUUGCUGGCGUGCUAUCUCGUGAAGUUCAAGAACAUGACUCCAGAACGUGCUGUGAUGACCGUUCGAGUGCAGAGACCAGGAUCUUGCGAAACUCACGAUCAAGAGAAGAUUGUCUGCCAUUACCAUGACUGCAUCAAAGGCACUAUCAACAAAACCGAUUACCGUUUGGUGGAUGACAAAUUAUACUUCGAUAUCUCAAUGAAAUACAUGUACCCUGAUGAAGAGAAACAGAAAAAAGAAGAAUCCGAUACUAUAGAGGAGUUAAUGAAAAAGAUCGAUGCGACGAAGUUAGAGGAACUUAUCAGGAAGGAAGAACUAGAGGAGAGGCGUAAGAGAUCGAAAGCUAUGGUCAUACAUCACAAGAUAUAUUUCUAAAUCAAAUGUUAUUUUUUUACGAUAUUGUUAAAAUUUUAAAUGUUUUGUUUUUUUAGGGCUUCCCACCCACAAUCAAUAUUAUUGACAUUAUUUUUUACCAUAACUCUUCAAUACGAACACAUGUAAUAUUCAUCAUUAGUCGAUUUGUAUUUAUAAUUUUGUAUAUAUAUUUAUUAUAGUUUUUAUAUAUAAGAAUUUUGUGACGUAUGACUUGUGCGGGCAGCCUAACUUUACUUACUGAAAGAUGGCUACGUACAGCAUAAUUUAAAUGUACAUUGAUGUUAUUUAUUAAAGACUUUGUGAUUUAUUAUGUCAUUCGAUAAUUCGUAGAACUGAUAAUUAUUAAGAUCUUAAGUAAAAUACAUCUUAAUUAUAAAGUUU
This is a messenger RNA of Pararge aegeria (speckled wood butterfly), 2070 nucleotides long. Its product is annotated as dual specificity protein phosphatase 23-like. Gene Ontology annotation, molecular function: protein tyrosine/serine/threonine phosphatase activity. Bases 877 to 1689 code for a protein of 270 amino acids. Gene Ontology annotation, biological process: cilium assembly; protein dephosphorylation. The transcript has 3 exons. Lineage: Eukaryota; Metazoa; Arthropoda; Insecta; Lepidoptera; Nymphalidae. The record is from RefSeq and is a predicted model, not a curated record.